AUAAGGACACCGAACGAUUGACAUUUCGUUUUCCAAUAAUAUGAUUGUGAAGUUUUCGAUUAUAUUUUUAAUAUUUUUUAUUUUUCGACUCCAGGCGCAAGAAAUUAAAUUAUACGUUGGUGGAACCGAAUUUACAACAUCAAUAAAAACACUACUAAACACUGAAAGCGCGUUGAAAAACUACGUUGUACGAUAUGAAUUGAAGACAGAAAGAACGCCAGAAUUGAUUACAAUUGAUAGAUCUCCGAAACAUUUUGAUACAAUUCUCAACUUCCUGCGAGACGGUGACGUUCCACUCCCAGUAAACGAGCUAGUGUUGGCUGAGGUCAGACAAGAAGCAGAGUUCUUUCGAUUGAAUGGUUUGAUCCAAUUGUGCGAUGUGAAGUCUGCGACGGUAAAAAAAGUCACAAUAUCUGAUUGUGAGGCGAAAAAUGUGUUCAAGGACCAUUUUAAACCGGCAAUCAUCAACGACGAUCAAAAAAUGGUGGAGAUUUUGGCUAACAUAGAUAAAAAACCGGUGUUAAUCGUUUCCUUCUACAUUCCACGAAAUGGAUUGAUUCAUUUCCCGUCGGGAUUCACGUUCAAGACUUUUGUCGAGCUUUACCAGAACCGAUUGGAUGUUUAUUUCAAAGUCACACAUUAUGCAACUGAUGAUGAACAGCCGACAUCUAACUGGAGUUUUGGGAUUUACGGAAAACGGAAAGACUGUGAUAUCAUUCGUUCCGGACCUCUUCUUAAUUUUAUGGCGGAUCUUGAAGAGAAAAUUCAGCAGUAUUUUGCAAAAGAAGAAGAAGAGGAGAGAAAGCUGGAGAUCGUUAUUGAAUAAAAUUUUUUAACACAAAAAAUUUACACUUCACAUGCAUGAUU
This is a messenger RNA of Caenorhabditis elegans, 867 nucleotides long. It is a transcript of the gene T05E12.3, whose product is annotated as BTB domain-containing protein. The record is from RefSeq and is marked reviewed. Lineage: Eukaryota; Metazoa; Nematoda; Chromadorea; Rhabditida; Rhabditidae. Gene Ontology annotation, biological process: protein homooligomerization. The transcript is spliced from 5 exons. Bases 41 to 826 code for a protein of 261 amino acids.